Messenger RNA from Oncorhynchus tshawytscha (Chinook salmon), 6786 nucleotides. Its product is annotated as chloride channel protein 2-like. Bases 17 to 2758 code for a protein of 913 amino acids. Gene Ontology annotation, cellular component: membrane. The transcript is spliced from 24 exons. Gene Ontology annotation, biological process: transmembrane transport; chloride transport. NCBI's taxonomy places the organism in Eukaryota, Metazoa, Chordata, Actinopteri, Salmoniformes, Salmonidae. The record is from RefSeq and is a predicted model, not a curated record. Gene Ontology annotation, molecular function: voltage-gated chloride channel activity.
CUGUGUGUUCUUCCAGAUGUAUGGUCGCUACACACAGGAGCUGGGGGUGUAUGCUAAAGAAGAGGCAGCUCGCCUGAGGGAAGAGGGGGGGCGGAGGCGCUCGGUCACAGAACGCUCACGCUCCCUGGAACUCCUUGAGUACGACAAGGGCCGCUGCGCCAAGUGUCGCAGGUCAGGGUAUCCCUACACUCAGGCUCCACCCCGGGACUUUCUGUCUGUCUGUACGUUGCGCUGUCAGAAGUUCCUCAUCUCUCGUGUUGGUGAAGACUGGAUCUUCCUCAUCCUCCUCGGUCUACUCAUGGCUCUGGUCAGCUGGGUGGUUGACUUUGCUAUCGCCAUCUGUCUACAAGCACAGAAGUGGAUGUACGGAGGCCUGGAGAGUAAUGUGUUUCUCCAAUACCUGGCCUGGGUCACCUACCCUGUGGUGCUCAUCACCUUCUCAGCUGGCUUCACACAGAUACUGGCCCCACAGGCCGUAGGUUCAGGUAUCCCAGAGAUGAAGACCAUUCUGAGGGGUGUAGUGCUGAAAGAAUACCUCACCUUUAAAACCUUUGUGGCCAAAGUGAUCGGCCUCACCUGUGCCCUGGGCAGUGGCAUGCCUCUGGGAAAGGAGGGUCCGUUUGUUCACAUUGCCAGUCUGUGUGCUGCACUCCUCAGCAAGUUCAUGUCUCUGUUUGGUGGAAUCUACGAGAAUGAGUCGAGGAACAUUGAGAUGUUGGCAGCUGCUUGUGCUGUGGGGGUCGGCUGCUGUUUCGCUGCCCCUAUUGGAGGUGUGCUGUUCAGUAUUGAGGUAACAUCUACGUUCUUUGCGGUGAGGAAUUACUGGAGAGGGUUCUUCGCUGCUACCUUCAGUGCCUUCAUCUUCAGAGUCCUGGCUGUGUGGAAUAAAGACGAGGAGACCAUCACAGCUCUGUUUAAAACCCGUUUCCGUCUGGACUUCCCCUUUGACCUCCAGGAGCUCCCAGCCUUCGCUGUCAUUGGUAUUGCCAGUGGUUUUGGCGGUGCAUUGUUUGUCUACCUGAACAGACUGAUAGUCCAGUUCAUCAGGAAACAGAAGACCAUCAACAAGUUCCUCAUGAAGAAGCGUCUGCUGUAUCCAGCCCUGGUCACUCUGCUGGUGUCUACGCUAACAUUUCCCCCCGGCUUCGGACAGUUCAUGGCAGGCAAGCUGACCCAGAAGGAGUCCCUGGUGACGUUGCUAGACAACCGGACAUGGGCUAAGCAGGGCAUAGCCGAGGGGUUUGACUACAUCGGCAACUCCCAGGCCUGGAAUCACCCCCAGGUCAACGUCUUUGUCACCCUCGUCCUCUUCAUCGUAAUGAAGUUCUGGAUGUCUGCUCUGGCCACCACCAUUCCUGUGCCAUGUGGAGCCUUCAUGCCCGUCUUCGUCAUUGGGGCAGCAUUUGGCCGUCUGGUCGGGGAGAGCAUGGCUGCCUGGUUCCCUGAUGGCAUCCACUCUGAUGGCACCAUCUACCCCAUAGUGCCAGGAGGGUACGCCGUUGUGGGUGCGGCAGCCCUGUCUGGAGCGGUGACCCACACGGUGUCGACAGCGGUCAUUGUGUUUGAGCUGACGGGUCAGAUCAGCCACAUCCUGCCGGUGAUGAUAGCGGUAAUACUGGCCAACGCCGUGGCCCAGUCCCUCCAGCCCUCGCUAUAUGACUCCAUCAUCAGGAUCAAGAAACUACCCUACCUCCCUGAGCUGGGCUGGGGACACCACGAGAAGUAUAAUAUUCGUGUGGAGGACAUCAUGAUCAGGGAUGUGACCUACAUCACCCUCAACUGCUGCUACAGAGACCUGCAUGAUGUACUGCUGGCUGGACACCUCAAGACCCUGGCCCUGCUCGAGUCCAGUGAGUCGAUGAUCCUGCUGGGUUCUAUUGAGCGUGCCCAGCUCCAGGCCCUCCUGUCCCUACAGCUGGGCCGGCCACGGAGACUGGAGUACCUGAGAGACCGGGCUACUGCUGAGAAGAAGCGCUUGUCGAUGGUCUCCCAUCCGGGCAGCGAGGACGGCUCCCAGAGGGUUAACCAGGAGGUCCGGUUCCAGAUCUCGACAGAGGAGUCUACCUUCAGUCCCACCCCUACCCCCUCUAUGAAGCCACUGAAGCCAGCCCUGAAGAGACCCUCUGUGGUGGACCGCCCCACUGGGAUACCCAUACCCACAAGUCCACAGGACCACUCUAGCAGCACCUUAAAGAAUCUCUUCUGUGUCAACCCUGAGACAGAAGGCCUGGAGAACAAGAAUGUCAACAUCAACAUAGAGAGCACUGCGACUCCUGAGUUUAGGAGGCCACCCAAGCGUGUCCGGAUAUCCGUCGUGGAUGACUUCGAUGUGGAUGAUGACAUGACCAUCAGAGAGAUUGCAGAGUGGGAGGAGAACCAGCUUGACGAGCAGGUGAACUUUGACAACUGCAAGAUCGACCCUGCCCCCUUCCAACUGGUGGAGCGCACCUCACUACAUAAGACCCACACCAUCUUCUCUCUGCUUGGGUUGGAUCAUGCCUAUGUCACCAGCAUCGGACGACUCAUUGGAGUGGUGUCCCUCAAAGAGCUGCGGAAGGCCAUCGAGGGCUCUGUGGCGGUGAAGGGGGUGAAGGUGCGCCCCCCUCUGUCCAGUUUCCGGGACAGCGGCACCAGCGGCACCAGCAGCAGCAAUAGUGAGAACGAAGCCACAGAGCUCCACAAGCUGUGGGACCGUCACAAGUCCAUGUCCCUCCCCCGGGAGCACCUGGCCUCCGACUCUGAUGAGAAGUCCCAGUGAGGGGGAUGGGGACAGGGGGAUGGGAUGGUGACGGGUGUGUUGGAGGGUAGAAGAGUAUGAGGAGCGUAGACCCCCCGCCCCACCUCAAAACCACAACCGAUGCUGCAACCUCAGGGCUUGGAUCAAUACUAAAUUCUGGAAAAUAAAGUUCUCUCCUCCUCGUCUCCUAACCUUCCUCUCCAUCCCUCUCUCCUUUACCCCUCCUCCCAGUGGGCUUUUGGGCCCUGCACUUACUCAACUCUUGAGGCUGAGGGAUGGACUCUGCUCUCGCCCCAACCAGAACAGAAGAAAUCUGGGUGUUAGGGAGGGGAGAGGAGUGUCACUGCUUAACAAAGGUGGUCAGAACAAAAUGUAUAGAAUGUGGUUUGACUAUAAAAGGGAUUGCAUUUUUACUCUUUUUUAUAGCAACUUGGGUAUUGGUGAGGAAAUGUUCAAAGUUUGUUUUCAUUUUGUGGACAUUUCUUUCUGACCAGUCUUCCAUAUACAGACGGUUCUACGGUGAUAAGAAGAUAGGCUUGUGUACCAGUAAAGAUGUGAGUGUGUGUAUUGAGUGCAUGGACGUUUUGGUUUGUAUGUAUUUACACAAAGAAGGUAGCGAAUCUUCUUAUCAGACACAUUUCAAUCUUAUCAUUCCAACUCUGUCCUAUUUUGUUCCCAUCUGGUUGAGUGACCUGGAACUAGAAAUAAGUAUGGAGGUAGCCUAGCGGUUACAGCGUUGGGCUAAUAACCGAAACAUUGCUGGUUCAAAUACCUGAGCUGACAGGGUGAAACAUCUGUCUGUGCCCUUGAGCAAGACACUUAACCCUACUUUUCUCCAGGGGUACUGUACUACUAUGGCUGCACAGUAAAACAACACAUUUCACUCUACCUAUCCAGUGUAUGGGACGAUGCAACAGCUAUAUUUAUGUUUUAUUUUUUGUCCUUGCCUCUGUAGAAAGAACCACAUACUGUUCUGGUCUCACAUUGGGAGACAUCUUCACCUCUCUCUCUCUCUCUCUCUCUCUCUACUUUUUUCUGUGUUGCAUUUGUGAGUGAGUCUGGGUGAGAGAAUAGUCUACUCUAUGCAAACAGAUGUACAGUAUGUAUGUAGGAAUUCUGUAGAAUGGUGAAAGCAUGUGUGCUAUUAACUCCUUUAAGAAAACACUGCUUCAAACACACGCACACACACAUACACACACACACAGGUUUUAAUAAGAGCCAGUCUGCACACUCCAAGAGAAGAGGGUUUUCUCUAAAUAUAGCUCUUAAUAACCCUGACUGAGUGUGUUGGGCUAGGGAGGGAGGGAGGGAGGGAGGGAGGAAGAGAGGAAGAAGGAACGGGGGAAGAGAGAGUGAAUGGACGGCUGAAAGAUGACAGGAUGAAAGCUUUUCAGUUAUCUAAUCUCCUGCUUUAGGGUGUUUUUCUUCAAUCAAACCCAGGGUAGCUUUCUGGUAGGCCAACUUCACAUCCCCGCUGUAUAAGCCUAUUGUCCAGUAACACUAUGGUGAUCAGAGUAGGGUCAGACCCAGACCACAUAUAGCCAGUUUGAUUAAUGCUGUAAGGUAGCCAACUGACUGAAACUAGGUAUCUGAACUAACUGUCCAAUGACAAACACUAUAGCCCAUGCAUACUGACCAAUAAGAAACCGUCAGCAUUACAGAUCAGUGUUCUAUACAUAACCAAUGACAAAGCACUCCAUUCCUGCUACAGUAUGACUUAUCAAUAGGCCUACUGAUGUAUAGAGCAGCCUAGAGAAGGAAGAUGGUUAGGAGUCUGACCUCUGUUCUUUUUAGUUAUUCAUGUAUUUUCCUCACGACAGUCUCUGGCUUAAUGUGCUGCAUGGUUUCCUUAGUCAUUUGAAUGUAUUUAACUUUUAAUUGUGUUUCGCUUGGUGAUAGAAGCUCCAUACUGCACAAGCCCAGUGUGCAGCAUCCAAUCAGAUCUCACACACUCCCUCACUGAAUUGUGGGUCUGGCCACUAGUCAUUUUCUUUCCGUCUUUCUUGCUCUCUCGCUCUCUCUCUCUCUCUUGAUGAUUAUCAGGCAGGGGUCAUUUUGUGUCAUCUUUCUUUCUCUCUUCUUUGUAAUGUUUGCACUGAAAGGCCUGAUGCCUCUGAAAAGGACUGAGCAGAGUCACUUCCUGUGUCAAACACUCCUUCCACCUGCAGUUGUUAUUUUGAUUUUACUGCUGUUUUCUGCCAGUGACGUCAAGAUUUCUGCUCACAUAUGCAAGCUGAGUGCAUCUGGCUGGUUAUACACAUUCAGGUGCCUUAUUCAGUGCCACAUUGAACAAAGUACACACACACACACUGACAUUUCAACCACCUGGAUGUGUUAUUGCAUGAAAAGGUUUUAUUUUCAGUGGUGAGUUAUUGCCUUGUUCACUGCCACUGAAAAGAAAAGACACACACUAACCUCUUCAGACUGACAUGCCCAUCCUCACAUGCAGAGACACACUCACACACCUUGAGUGACAGCAUGGCUUUGCAUGAAGGAGUGCAUGUGACUUAGAAAGCUGUGUUUUUAUAUUGUUAGAAUUAUGACCAGAAAAAGAUUGAAAAUAUGAGGAGAAAUAUGCUCUUGUGUAUAUCAUUUUAAUGGACAAUGUCAUGAUGAUGAUGAUGAUGGCUAUUUGUUAAAUAUGUUGUUUUUAUCCUCCUUUAUUUUGUCUUUUCUCGUUGAAUUCAUUUUGAUCUAGGUUUGAUUGGCAUUAUGCAUUCAUACAAUGAGCUUUAUUCAUGACUUAUUUUGGGAAAGGGGACAGAGCUUUUUGGGGAGGCGUGAAUUUAAAACUUUGCUCUAGGUUUACAGAUUUAAUAUAUUUAACAUAUCAUGGCUGUAAUAUAUGAUCAUUGCUAUCUAUCAAGUUGCUCUUCCUGCAACUCCUUUUUAGUUUUUGUUGCAUAUUGCUCUUCCAUGUCUGAUUGGUAUUAAAAGGUCCAAUGCUCAGUGUUUUUCCAGCCUUGCAGCAUGUCCACAACAUUUCUACAUUGUUAUAUAUGUCAUUUGUAUAAUGCAAGUAACACUAUAACACUAGCAGAAUGAGACCCACUCUCUGAAGUAGCAGGAACAUUUAAGGAAUGUUUAAAGAAUUUUUAAAGGACCCAUGGGUGUUGUAAUGCCCUGUGGUCCGUAUGACAUCAUCAUUUCACAAGUGCCUACAUCAUCUCAGGCCUCUGCAUGGUAACAGGAGUAGGAUAGGUUCUCUCUGUAAAUUAAUGUGAUACGUUUAAGGGAUAGUAAUGUCUACCCAUGUCUCUGCAUUAUAUUGUAGUCAUUCAUAUACACACACACACACACUAAAGACGUACACACACACAGAGGAGGAGGAUAAUGUGUCCGUGCAGUGUGCAAUUAUCCCUAAUCACCACGGCAACUCGCCAUUGUCAUUCCCCAAGCUAGCUGAAGGGACCAGUGAAAAAACACACUCUUGAUUUGCUUUAGUUUUCAUUAUUUUGUGUUUCUCUGAAGUCACUCUCCUUAUUUCCCUGUCCUUUCUUUAUGACAUCUCAUUUGCUACCAGAUAGAUAUAGUAGGGCAGGUACAUAUUUAUUAAUAGGUUAAUCAAAAUAGAAGAAGAAUCUGUGAUUUGUUUUUUAUUAUUUCUAUUUUAAUGAUUAGGUAAUCAACUUGUGCAAUAACGAUUGUUCAUCUCACUUUCUAACCAGAUUUUAAUCUAUGACUUGACAUGAAUGCGAAAACCUUAUUUUUGUAAAGAAAUUGAAAACUGUAAAACAAUAUGUAUGUAUAAGAGGGAAACUAAUGAACGCACAGGUGUGCGUGUGUAGACCUAAGGAAAGAAGGAUGGUGUGUGUGUGUGGGAUGACACACACACACAAUGUCUGUUUGGUCCCAGGCCAUUUCUGGAUUCUGCUGCUUGUACUGUAGCUGUCUGACUCGGGACUGUAUGAUGUGUUAUAGGCCCAUUACGGAAACACAUUGGGGUCAAACCAGACAGAGCUUAACAAGUCCAGUGCUAUUUUUCACAAGAACAAAUAAAACAAUGUUUUGUAUAUCAGGGAUGAAUAAAGAGAUUUUAACAAAUGGCA